Molecule: messenger RNA, 1206 nt
Organism: Phycomyces blakesleeanus NRRL 1555(-)
Lineage: Eukaryota; Fungi; Mucoromycota; Mucoromycetes; Mucorales; Phycomycetaceae
Exons: 4
Coding region: 1-1206 (401 amino acids)
Source: RefSeq, a predicted model, not a curated record
AUGUCCUCCUUAACAAAUUCUCUCACCAAAAAAAUCUACCCUUGGCGUAACGAAGCCAUAAAAGUCGGUGAAAUAUCCCAAGACGAUUGCUGCAAAAAUAAUGACCUGGUCCAAGAUAUAUGUGCCUCUAAAGUAGGACUAGGAAUGAUACAGGUCUCCAAAGACAACCAGGAUGAGCUAGAAGUACAAAGAUCUAUUGUAAUACGCAUGUGCUCCCCCUUGAAUCACAGUCGAGCUCAUUUCUGCCGUAUUCGGGAAUUCUUAAGCAAAUACCUUUUGGGUAUGCAAGAACUGUAUGGCGCCAUUGACGACAAUGAAAAAGCAGAGGCAGGCCUCAUAUGCCAGAAACUCUUAUCACAACUCCCUCAAAUUGAGAAUACCAAAGCAAGCAAAAGAGCAAAAAAGAAGAUUCUUCUAGGAGCAAAGAUGGUCCGGAUCUUCUGUGAAGGUCAAAGACAGACGCUUGAAGGAAUCCAAGAUGCUUUAACUGAGAAGAAUGACGAUAGAUUAAGGACAACGUACAUGCCGUUUGUCAAAGAGUUUCAGAGCUGGGUUCGUAACUCUUUACCACAACUGGAUGAUUAUCAAUGCUCAAUAUGUCUGUCAGUUCUAUAUUUGCCGAUCACGCUUGAAGUCUGCCGGCAUUCAUUCUGUAAACCUUGUCUAAACUUGUAUAUGAAUGACAAGAUCUGGCACCCUGAAUACCCUGAAUACCCACCCACUCAAUCGAGGCCCCCAGACUGCUCACAGCCUAGCCAUACACUGACUGAUGAGACGGCCAGUUCAGCUUUCAAAUGUCCACUCUGUCGCUCACAUUUUGAAGAGACAACAUAUCAAUCUGAUGUUGGACUGCAGAAUUUACUGAACUUCUAUUUCCCCCAUGAACAACGAAGACGGAGGCGAGAAGAUCUUGGGAUCAUUCGAGCUUGGUUUGUAUCAGCCCACUUGAAGCUUUCCCACCGAGCCCUGGAAGACAACAAUAACAACAAGAAGAGGCUGAGAGAUUCAUCGGGUCGUACACCAAAAUCACUUACUCAACAGGUGGUCAAUUUAGCUUGUCUGAAUCCGGUGUGGAAUGUGUAUGAAGACAACCUUGAGAGAGAACGCCAAGACCAAAGAGCAGGCUCCCGAGGGCGUAGAGCUCAAGAUGCUAAUUACUAUGACGACCUAACCCAAGCACAGGGUAUGAUUUUUCUGUACGCAUAA